Ricinus communis (castor bean) is the source of this 1238-nucleotide messenger RNA. RefSeq names its product probable long-chain-alcohol O-fatty-acyltransferase 2. Gene Ontology annotation, biological process: lipid metabolic process. Bases 72 to 1103 code for a protein of 343 amino acids. The record is from RefSeq and is a predicted model, not a curated record. NCBI's taxonomy places the organism in Eukaryota, Viridiplantae, Streptophyta, Magnoliopsida, Malpighiales, Euphorbiaceae. The transcript has a single exon.
CUACUGGAAAAAAAAGACAUAAUAAUACAACAACUGCUGCUUAGUUAUAUCUCUACAGCAUAACAAAUAAAAUGGAGAGUGAAAUCAAGAACUUAAUAAAGGUGAAUCUCUCCAUCCUUGCAUCUCUUAUAUAUUGCUAUUUGAUAUCAUCCAAGAUCCCAAAAGGCAGAUUCAGACUUGUUUCUCUUCUCCCAAUCAUCAUCCUUUUCACUCAACUCCCUUUUCUCUUGCUUUACAUUUUUCCAAAAGCCAUCACUUCUUCAUUCAUUUCCUGGUUUGCCAGCUUCAAGCUCGUCCUCUUUGCCUUUGAUCAACCUCCACUUUCAUCUUCUAAUUAUAAAUCCUUAUUUCACUUCAUUUCCUUGGUUCUUUUACCAAUCAAAUUUCAUAAAAAUAAAAACUACCCAUCUCCUCAGAAACCCAAACUCUUUACUCUUGUUUUUCCUGCUAAAGUUUUGUUUUUUGCCCUUUUAGUUACUGUUCUUGAUGAUAAUAAAUAUCGUGCGCAUCAGAGUUUGCUUCUUUUGAUAUUCUGUAUUAUGGCGUAUUUACUUAUAGACAUAUUUAGUGGUGUUUCCAAUGCUCUGGCUUAUGCCAUUUUACACGUGGAGCCAGAAUCAACGUCUGAUAAUCCUUACUUAUCAACGUCAUUGCAAGACUUCUGGGGUAGAAGAUGGAACCUCAUGGUAUCAGAUUUACUGCGUUACACUGUAUACAGACCUCUGAAGUCACGUUUUGCCACGACGGCGUUAGUCGGGCGGGCUACACUGCCGGCCUCAUUGGCUGUUUUCCUAGUAUCUGGUCUGAUGCACGAGCUCUUGUUUUAUCAUAUUACCUGUGCGAGUCCCACGUGGGAAGUCACGUGCUUCUUUCUUUUGCAAGGGCUGUGUAUGGCUGUGGAGAUGCGUGUCAAGAGGUGGCUGAAGAUGAACGGUGGAUGGCAGCUGCAUUGGGCGGUGUCGGGGCCGUUGACGGUUGGAUUUCUGGUGGUUACUGCCAGGUGGUUGUUCUUUCCACCGUUGAUUAGGACCGGCGCCAUCGAUGCUGCCAUCGGAGAGUGUAAAAUGGUGAUUAGUUAUUUGAAACGGAUGAUAAAAUUAUGAAUUUGUACGUAGAUGUACUAGGUGUUAAAUUUUAAUACAUUAUUAUGAUAAUACUGUAAAUUAAAUAUAAUUAAUACAAUAUCCUAUUCAAGUUAUUGUAAUGGCAAAAUACAAUAACAAGCCUCUCAAUUUUCA